GUCAGUACUCGGGCGAGACGACAUCCUGCAGCUGCCUGCGCGUAUCAGAAACCGCGGCAAUAAUUGUCUGUUCCCCCUGAAAUUAGCACCCAGACGAAUACACAGAUCGAGAGUCGCUUACCCGUCGUCCAUCGCGAGUACCAAAGUACGAAUGCGGAGAUCUCCCCGCAAUAUCACCACCAACUUUCCAGUUACCUCACUCACACAUUGAGCUUCUCUGCAAUCAGACCAAUCGCCAACUAACGCGCUACUUUGACACCCGCCAUACCACCUUCCUCCUCUCGCCUCCUCCUUCACGGACGAUGGGCCGAUCCACAAUCCCAUCCGCGCUCGCUGAGCUCUCAAACCCAACAAGCUCUGAGGCGCAAGUCAUCGCCUUACGGAACUUGAAGAACGAGAUAGUCGGACAUGAGCAGAGAAAGGAACUGGCUGUCACACAUGGCGUUAUCAGACCUCUCGCCGGACUGUUGAGAGAGGGUGUUAGGAGAGGAGGAAAGAGGCGGCACAGCAACGGCGCAUCACAAGAAGCGCACAAUAGAUCUGCACCUUCGCCCGGAUCCACACCUUCGUCGCGGAUACGGCAAGGGCAAGAUGACUGGACAAAAGAAGACGAACUCAGAUUCCAGGCUACGCUAGUAGUUGGCAGUCUUGCGAACGGUGGCCCAGCUUUCACAGCGCCGUUGCUCGCAGGCCAUGUCCUUCCUCCGCUGCUCGAGACACUACGACUGGGCGAGACGCCGACUCGACUCCUCACCACGACGCUCAUGACGCUCAAUCAGAUCGCCGAUGCUGUUGCGCAGGAGAAACCGGGGUCGGACGCGAAUGGCCAGAGCCUUGCAGCGGUUGUGAGGGAGCAGAUAUACACACGCUCGGUGGUCGAGAAUAUGGCGGAGAUACUGGCGCAGACGGCUGGUCCGUCCAAGGCCAAUCACCAGGUUCUACUGACGAUACAAAUCCUGACGAAGACAUGCGUGGAGGAUGCUCACAGGAAAAUGCUUGUCGACGCCGGGAUACUGGACCUCCUGGCCGCGAAACUGGCGAGCAUUGCGACGGCAGAUGAGCUGGUUCCUCAGACCGACUCGACACAAUCGCAGCGCGAGGAGGUUCCGUCAAGAUAUUUGUCUGAGAUCAUGGAGGCUAUCGCAGCCAUUAUCAAGGGCUCCCACUUCUGCACCGCGCGCUUCCUCUACUCGCAACCCAUACAGCAGCUCUUCGGCUGGCCGAAAGAGCACAUCUCGACCGCAUACGGCGCACAAAGCAGCUCCAGACAGUCGUCAUGGGGCAAGCUAAUACCGCGCGUGCAAACAAUAACGAGCAAGACCGAUCCGUACACCAAGUCGUGGCCCGCACUCGGCUCCUAUACUGCAGUGAGUGGGGAGGCUUACGCGCGGCUACCCAGCAUGGAGUCGCUACAGCAGAGCUCCAGCCGCAGUAUCAUUACAGACGAGUCUGAAUCGCCGCUGUUCAUAUGGCUGAUGUAUGUGGCCAGGCGUGGUGAGGGUGCAGAGCGCUUGUCUGCGUGCUAUCUUCUGGCGCUGCUUAAGAGGUUUGGCGAGAAGUGGCCGCUGAACGAUCCUUCGAGGGUGACGCGGGAACGCCACUUUUCAUACCUUGUCAUACCGCUGGUCGUCAAGAUGGUCGAGGAGUCCUCGGAACAGGCGAAGAAGGCACACACUCUCAGUCCCGCGGCGAGAGAUGAGAUGCGCUUCGUGCUCGAGCGCUCGCCCCUUGUACUAGCCGAGCUGGUGACGGGGAACAAGGUGCUUCAGACUGCUGCGGUGGAUGCGCGGGUUAUGCCUACGCUUGUCCAGAUCCUUAAGAAGUCCUUCGACCGAGUCACAACGAACGCGAAAUCCCUCUGGCAACCGAGAGCGGCAUCACACGAGGUCAAGGACCAGGCCAUUGAUCCCGAGUCUUCCACAUUAGGAAGACCAGGUCUCAACGCUGAUAUCCUGCAUGCAUUCAGAUAUAGAGAGAGUGCGCUGCUCGCGCUGGCAGCGAUAGCUGGCGAUCAAGAUGGGUACCGAAAGCUUGUCAUCGAAAUGGGUGCUGCGACGCAAAUCAUUGAGUCUUUGGUCCCGUACUCGGAGUCAAGCGAAAAGGACGGCAAUCCUGAUGCUGUUCUCAAGGCGGCUUGCAAUGCUACGAGGUCGCUAUCGAGAUCCGUCAGUGUGCUCAGGACGAGCUUAAUUGAUCAUGGAAUUGCGAGUCCGGUGUUUGAUUUGCUAAAUCAUCAGAGUAUUAAGGUGCAGAUUGCGGCUACGGAGGUGAUCACUAACUUGGUUCUGGAGGUAUCACCUAUGCGCACUGAGAUCAUCGAAGCCGGGAUCAUGAAGACGCUCUGUGAGCAUUGCAGAUCGGCCAGCUUCGAUCUUCGGUAUGGCAGUCUCUGGGCUCUGAAGCACCUCUGCCUCGGCAUACCGUACGCUAUGAAAAUACAGUGCCUAGACGAGUUGGGCGUUGGCUUCCUCAUGCAAACGCUUAGUGGUGAACCUACCAAGCCUGCAAUGGGCACACCGAAUGCUGCUGGUGAGCAGGUAGACAUAUUGAACGCUGUUGACGAGCCACACAUGGAUGUGGACGAGGAGCCGUCUUCAGACGAGGACGAGGACACCAUGACCGACAGUAUACCAUCAAUGCGACGGCACCAACGCCCCGGAUCCCGUUACACAAGCGCAACAGAUAUCCGCGAUCGCCUACAGCAGAUCAAGAACGACGAACUAGACCCGCGAAUCAAACUCGAGCGCGAAGACCAAGCAAUCCAAAUGCAAUCCCUCGACUUCAUCCGCAACUUCUGCUCCGAAGAAAAGCAAUCUGGCGAGAUGAUCGACCACCUCCUGAAAACCUACGGUCACAGCCGCUUCUUCGAGAUGCUCGACUCCAAAAUCCGCCCAAAAUCCUCCACAUCCUCCCACACCAUGUCUCAAACCGACUCCCCAACCCCUUCCUACUGGCCCGGCACAACCCAACAACGCCCCCCUUUCGCCUCCUCACCAGGACAACCAAACUGGACCUUCUACCACUCCCCCGAAAUCCUCAAAGCCGCCGUCUUCAUAUUCGUGCACCUCGCCAAUGGGCGCCCGCACCAUCGGUCCCUGCUCCUCAGCCAAACUACCCUCAUGCGGCACAUCCUGCCCUUAUGCUCAUACCCGAACCGCGACGUGCGGCUCGGUUGCGCUUGGAUGGUUAUUAACCUUGUCUGGGUCGAGGAUCAUACGGAGGAGGGGCCGACCAGGGAGAGGGCUAGGGUGCUGAGGGAUAUGGGGUUUGAGAGUGCGGUGGCGGCGUUGACGAGGGAUCCAGAUUUGGAUGUUAGGGAGAGGGCGAAGACGGCGACGGAUGUUUUGGGGAGGUUGAAUGGGGAGUUGGGAGCUGGUGACGAAGGCUUUAUGUCUGCCGCUCCCUCUCUUUUCCAAAGAAACCUUCAGAUCGACCAUGUCGGCUGUCUCCCUCCUUUCCAAAACCUACACCAACAUCAUGAUGAAGAGAAGUGUGCCAACUCUAUGCGCAUUACCCUCCAACACCAAGAACUAAAGAGCGAUUAUCGCAUGCUCCUUCUGCUGUGUCCGUCCUCAAAGUUUGUUGGAGUUGGUGAACUGUACGCAAAGGGAAGAAGUUGAGGAUUGUACUGCAGUUGUAUUGUAUGAAGCUACGAACAGUACAUGUAGGUGAGUGGCUGUAAACAACGCUAGUGGGAAAAGGCAGCAACCUCUCACCAUGGGGUGAGGUGCGAUAGGGCGUUAGUGCAGGAGAAACCCCAAACCGUG
This is a messenger RNA of Macroventuria anomochaeta, 3767 nucleotides long. RefSeq names its product ARM repeat-containing protein. Gene Ontology annotation, cellular component: GID complex. Gene Ontology annotation, biological process: proteasome-mediated ubiquitin-dependent protein catabolic process. Gene Ontology annotation, molecular function: protein binding. The coding region runs from base 303 to 3620 and encodes 1105 amino acids. The transcript has 4 exons. The record is from RefSeq and is a predicted model, not a curated record. NCBI's taxonomy places the organism in Eukaryota, Fungi, Ascomycota, Dothideomycetes, Pleosporales, Didymellaceae.